Mytilus californianus (California mussel) is the source of this 2556-nucleotide messenger RNA. RefSeq lists its product as uncharacterized. The transcript has a single exon. The record is from RefSeq and is a predicted model, not a curated record. NCBI's taxonomy places the organism in Eukaryota, Metazoa, Mollusca, Bivalvia, Mytilida, Mytilidae. Gene Ontology annotation, molecular function: zinc ion binding. Bases 1 to 1986 code for a protein of 661 amino acids.
AUGGCGUUGAGUAAAGCGAAAGCAGAUAAAGAAGAUUUAUUAAAUUGUCCGAUAUGUUUUGAAGCAAUUAAACAACCAAAAAUCUUACCUUGUAUGCAUAGCUUUUGUAAACAAUGCAUACACGAAUAUAUUUUAAAUAUAGGACGCAACAAGAACAGUGAAUUAACCCAAUUUACAUGUCCAGUUUGCAGAUCAGUCGUGAAACCGAGAAAUCCGAAAGCACCGGUUGAUGAAUGGUCUUCUGCACUUCAAGAUAAUCUUAUCCUUGCCAUUAUGAUUUCUACAACAAAGGGAGAUAAACAACAAGAUUGUAAUGUGUGUGAACAGCACCAACAAAUAUCACUUGCCAAGUUCUGGUGCGAGGGAUGCGAAAAAACUUUGUGUGAAAAAUGUAACACAAUGCACACAUGGCUUCUAUCUUCACACCCAGUAAUUGCAUUGGAGGAAUUAGGACCAAAUGUAUCUGGACUUGAUUUGCAUGCAGUGUCUGAGAAUUGCAAUGAACACCCAUCUAACAGUAUUGAAGCUUUUUGUUUCAACCAUGAACAGUUAUGUUGUAUCCAGUGCGUAACUACAAAUCAUUGGAACUGUGAAAGCGUCAAGUCAAUUGAAGAAAUUACAAAUUCUAAUAGUGUGUACGACACACUUCAGGAUAAACUAGAGUGUAUCAAACAAGCAACAUUAAAAGUUCUAAACGAAAAAGAAGAUGAAAAACGCGACCUUAAAGAGAAGUUGGAAAACGCAGGGAACGACGCAGGAAGGUUUCUUGAACAAGUUAAAUGUAAGCUAGACGCUUUAUUUGAGGCAUUUAAGAAGCAGUUAAAUGUAUAUCGUGACGAACAAAAUACAAAUUAUAAUAUUCGAAUACGUUUACUUGAACAAUUCGUAGAUAUUUUAGACCACUGGAUUACUGUUAACAGAAUUGUUAAAGAGUUUGGAACCAAAACACAGCAUUUCAUUCAUGUUGAGACUCUGAAGAAUCAAAUAAAGACCAGCCUUAUCGAAAUAGACAAGGUUAUCAAGCAUGAGACUACACUCGACAUCAAGUUCGCGAAAAACGAAAUUUUAGAGCAGCUGGAAACAGCUGAUUGUAUGGGAAUAUUAAACAAAACAGAACAUGAUUUGGAAAAUCAAAUGAAAGAUAUUCGAAAUUGCUGUAAAAAUUUAGGUAUAAAAUAUCUACCGCAGUUUAUAGAUAUCAGAGUUGAAUUGGUUAAUAGUUUUCACAUCGAAGGAUCGGACUUAUCCUGCGGAGUAUGUGUAGGAGAUGAUCACAUUAUACUUGGUAACAGAUCAUUAAAGAAUAUAUUACAGGUAUUUGACAAAAAAACUGGGCAUGUUAUUAACACUACAAAGUUCGAACAAGAUGCUUGUCGUUUGUGUUAUGAUAAAGAACAAAAUCAAAUUUUUAUUUCUCCUUUCGAACAAAAGUUUUUAUACAAAGCAGGGAUAGUUGGAGACCUUAUCAAUAAUCCCGUUUUGUUGACCUUUAAUAAAGAUUACGUCGGGGCAUCAUGUAAACACGGUAAACACAUUUACAUAGUUGUAGACGAAGCUAUUAAAAAGUUCGUCUCGACUGCAAGUCCAAAUAGUUCGACGGAAAUGACAACUGUGUUUUCUACAAAUACAGACUGUGGUAUAAAUGGCAUGAAUAUAGCUAAAAAGAAUAUUAUUUUUACAACAAAAGACAAAGAAGUCAAAUGCAUAACAAUUCAAGGGGAAGACGUUUACUGCUUUAAAGACGAGAUGAUUAAAACCCCAGAAUGUAUAAUAGCUUUGCCGUCAGGUCUAAUUUUAGUUGUAGAUCGAGAUAAGAAAGGAUCGUUACAUGUCCUCUCAGAAGACGGUAAUAAACACAAAACACUUCUUAACAAAUUUGACACUAUCACGGAUCCACGGGAUAUCUGGUUAGACAAUGAUGAUCACGAAACAUUUUAUAUAGCUGGUGGAGAGUAUUUAGAGAUGUACAGAAUAACAUGUGACUAAAGCAGUUUUAUGUGGACUUAUUUUAUAUCAAUAUAGUAGAAAUAUUACGACUAUAGAUAACAGGAAAACACAUUUUAUCGGAAAGUAAAUGAAAGUUGUAGCUAUCCACCUGUAAAAACCGAAAGACAAAAUAAAUAAUUCUCACUCAGGUUUAAGUCAGAUGCAUACCAAAGGAAGCACGAAGUUCUGCAGUACAUCAGAAAAAAUGGAAGUAAUUCCCAGGGUAUGAGUUCAACAAGCGAAAAGAGUCGUUGUGACAACACAAACCGUACUAAAACCUCUUGAAGUCGGCCGCAAAUGUUUUGAAGUUAUAUCACGAUAGGACGAUACUUUCCUUGUAGACAGGAACAUAUCCUUUUACGUAGUGUGUAAAAUGCAAAUAUGUGUGCUCAGUUGUGAUUAACAUACAAGACAUUUUUCAAACAUUUAUAAAAAAUUAAUAAUUUAUAGCCAAUAAAACUUCAUGUUAAUUUAUUGACAUUAUAUAUACACAAGCAAGCCAAUUACCUUUACUAAUUAAAACUUUUAGGAAUUUCCGAAAAUAUUACCACCUUUGUAAAUUGCAUUGUA